Biomphalaria glabrata is the source of this 2239-nucleotide messenger RNA. Its product is annotated as T-complex protein 1 subunit beta. The transcript is spliced from 16 exons. The record is from RefSeq and is a predicted model, not a curated record. NCBI's taxonomy places the organism in Eukaryota, Metazoa, Mollusca, Gastropoda, Planorbidae. Gene Ontology annotation, molecular function: ATP hydrolysis activity; ATP binding; ATP-dependent protein folding chaperone. Bases 135 to 1736 code for a protein of 533 amino acids. Gene Ontology annotation, cellular component: cytosol; chaperonin-containing T-complex. Gene Ontology annotation, biological process: protein folding.
AAAAAGGUAUUCUAAAAUUUGUUUCAAUACCAAUAUAUAGUCGACAUAUGGACUAAUAUCAACGUAAUCGAUUUCUGACAUCAUUCCUGUUUUCACAACGUGAUCCUGUCUGUCAGAUUAUCAGUGAAUUUACCAUGGUUUCCCUAAAUCCAGUUCAGAUUUUGAGGAUGGGUGCAGAGGAGGAGAAGUCAGAGACUGCAAGAAUGUCAUCAUUUGUUGGUGCCAUAGCUAUUGGUGACUUAGUGAAGAGUACAUUAGGACCCAAAGGAAUGGACAAGAUUUUACAAACCAGUUCCAAUAAUGAGACCAUUCAAGUAACCAAUGAUGGGGCUACUAUUUUAAAGUCAAUUGGUGUUGAUAACCCAGCAGCCAAAGUUUUGGUUGAUAUAUCAAAGGUCCAAGAUGAUGAAGUCGGUGAUGGCACAACAUCAGUUGUUGUUCUCGCCUGUGAGUUACUGAAAGAGGCAGAAAAUCUAGUGGCACAAAAAAUCCACCCCCAGACAGUUAUUGCUGGUUGGAGAAAAGCUGUGGAUGCUGCCAGACAGGCACUUACAGAUGCUGCCAGAGAUAACGGUAAAGACCCUGUCAAGUUUCGUGAAGAUUUAAUGAACAUAGCCAGAACAACGCUGAGCUCUAAAAUUUUGACCCAACACAAAGACUUGUUUUCAAAAUUAGCAGUUGACUCAGUUCUGAGGUUAAAGGGAAGUGGAAAUCUGGAUGCCAUUCAGCUGAUCAAGAAGCUUGGAGGAAAUCUUUCAGAUUCUUACCUUGAUGAAGGUUUCUUGUUAGAUAAAAAAGUAGGUGUAAACCAACCUAAGAGAGUGGAGAAUGCCAAAAUUCUUAUUGCUAAUACUCCAAUGGACACUGAUAAAAUCAAGGUUUUUGGCUCCAGGGUUCGGGUAGAUGCCAUCUCUAAAGUAGCUCAACUGGAACUUGCUGAGAAAGAAAAGAUGAAGUCAAAAGUGGAAAAAAUCCUUAAGCAUGGAUGCAAUGUUUUUAUUAACAGACAACUUAUCUACAAUUACCCUGAGCAGUUGUUCUCUGAUGCUGGUGUGAUGGCCAUUGAACAUGCUGACUUCGAAGGGGUUGAGAGGCUGGCACUUGUUACAGGUGGUGAGAUAGUGUCAACUUUUGACUGCCCUGAGAAGGUGAAACUAGGAACCUGUGAUCUGAUUGAAGAGGUGAUGAUUGGUGAAGACAAGCUUCUGAAAUUCUCUGGUGUUGCAUUGGGUGAAGCUUGUACGAUUGUGUUGCGUGGAGCCACCCAACAAAUUCUUGACGAGGCUGAGAGAUCACUUCAUGAUGCCCUGUGUGUAUUGUCUCAGACAGUGAAAGAAACUAGAACAGUAUAUGGUGGAGGUUGCUCUGAGAUGCUGAUGGCUGAUGCAGUUAGUAAGCUGGCAGCCAAAACUCCUGGCAAGGAAUCAGUUGCCAUGGAAGCUUUUGCCAAAUCUUUGAGACAGCUGCCUACAAUCAUUGCUGACAAUGGAGGCUAUGACAGUGCUGAUUUAAUAGCACAAAUGAGAGCAGCACAUACUAAUGGCAAACACACUAUUGGAUUAGAUAUGGAGCGUGGCAGGAUUGCAGAUAUGGCAGAGCUGGGUAUAACCGAAUCCUAUCAGGUGAAGCGCCAGGUUCUCAUGUCUGGUGCUGAGGCUGCGGAGAUGAUCAUGAGGGUAGACAACAUUAUUAGAGCAGCACCACGUGCCAGAGCUCCUGAUCAUAGACAUCACUAACUUUGAGACUCCUGCAUCUAGUGUGAAAGGUUGGCUUGUAAGAUGUAUUUUUAACAGGGGAAAUGUUCACUUUAUUCUGUUCAUACUGUCGUUUAGGUGAACAUCAGUUAUCAAAGAUUUUGAUUUCAACUGUUGCAAUGAUUGUCAGAAUGAAUAUCUUUUAAUCACAGUUUGAACAAAUGAUUUAUAAUUGUGUUUUCUUAAUUUAUUUAAUUGCCUUAUAUAAACUGCAGAUACUGGGUUAGAUAUAAUUGUUGAAGAUGAACAAUGAUACAUAUACACUAUGAGGGAGUACAAUAAAAAUUGUAAUUCAAUAAGCAAGCUGAAGCAAUUGAGUAAACAUGCUACAGUAAACACAGUGAUGUUCUAAGAUCAUUGUUAUUAAUGAGUGAAUGUUUCAUUCUGACAAGAGGUUUGGUGAUGAAUUAGAGAAAAAAAAAUUUGCUUUUUUUUUAAAAACAUUUGUCCAUUUGUAAGUUUUGUAUUAAAUCAUUUUCAACAUU